Messenger RNA from Scomber scombrus (Atlantic mackerel), 3081 nucleotides. It is a transcript of the gene perm1b, whose product is annotated as PPARGC1 and ESRR induced regulator, muscle 1. The coding region runs from base 73 to 3081 and encodes 1002 amino acids. Gene Ontology annotation, biological process: response to muscle activity; regulation of DNA-templated transcription. The record is from RefSeq and is a predicted model, not a curated record. Gene Ontology annotation, cellular component: nucleus; cytoplasm. The transcript is spliced from 4 exons. NCBI's taxonomy places the organism in Eukaryota, Metazoa, Chordata, Actinopteri, Scombriformes, Scombridae.
GAAAAUACUGACGCCUUCAAACUGGACAAUUUGUCGCUGUGCAACAGAAUGAAGAACAUGUAAGGUAUCAAAAUGGAUGAUUUGGAUCACAGCAUACACAUUGCAGAGUACGACUGGACGAGCUUCUAUGAGGACAGUGAGGAGUGCAGUCUGCUGCAGCCUUCACUUGCUUACCCUGAUAACUCAAGCGAUUCAGAGGAUUCUAGUUCAGUCUUUGAACAGGAGCCACAGCACAGGCCUGCUGCAAACAAGGAUGCACCUGAAGGCAACACGAGAGGAUGCAGCACUGUAGAGGAAAGCUGCACAGGUUGCAUUGAAGUAUCAGUGCAGCUCAAUCAGAGUGAUGCGGGAAGACAACGAGAUGAUGUUACAACUAAAGCUGAAGAGGACAUUGUAACACAGGUGGACUCUGAAAUAUGUCUCGAUGGAGGAAAUACUGCAGAACACAUCACAGACGUGACAAAUAACAUUACUGACACACUGCACACUGAAGUAAUAGAUGUUCAAGUUUCUGUACAAACAGAGAGUGACAUUUGUGACUUUAAAUCCAUACAUGAGCCUGAUCCUGAUGUAAAAGAUCAAAAUGUAAAUGAGCCACUCGCUGCAGAGAAAGCUGUGGCUGUGAGUGAAGAUGUGGGCAGUGCUCCUAUUAAAGCAGAGAAAGAGCGCUGGUUCGUGACAGUGAAUGAAAGUCCUGCACGACACCGGCCGCGUAUUGCCUCUGUGAAAAAAAAACGAAGACAAAAAAAACCUUGUAAAGACAAUCACAUGACAAUUACACUUGGAUAUGGCUUUGAGUCCGAGGUAAACAGAGAUAAAAAAGAAUCUGAGAGAGAGAUGGAUAUGAAGUUCAUCAUGCAAUUACACCAAAACUCAGGAGGCCAUUUAAAAGCUGAAAUAAAUCCUGAGAGCUUGCAAUGGGAAAACAUGUCUUCUUUAACAUCUAGUGAAGAAGACAAUGUGUCACAUUCCUCCAAAGAAAACACAGAUAAGCCAACCAUGGACAGAAACAAAUAUGAAAUUUGCAGCUUAGCAAACACAUUUACACUGAAAGACCUUUCACAGCUGGAGAGCAUGGAGUCAGAUGAGUUUGAAGACAGUGUUGAGUUCUUCUCCAGUCACAGUUACGAUUCUGAAAGCUACGUGUCAGCUUCUGAAUCAGUGGAGGACCCUCUACAUCUCAUUAAAGAACAACACACUAAAACCCAACAAAUGCAAUGCAAUGCUGUCAUUACACAGGACAGAGAAAUGCAUUCAUGCAAUGGCGCUCUCUCCAGUAAUGCAGCAGCUACCAACUGUGAAGGUUAUGAAAUUGACCGAGCUUAUGUUGAACCUACCGUGACAUUUCCAUCUGCCAGCCAAAGAGUUGACAAAAUGCCAGACGACAACUCCACAUGUGACAUUGACACAGACAGCACGGCGCCUCACAUGCACUCAGAUGCACCUGGACUCCAAAAAGACGAAUUGCCAACAGAAGUGAAUCUUCCAGCAUCUGGUUGCACUAUGGGAGAUCAGCUUGGAUCCCCUCCUCUCCCUGUUCCUGAUUUAACUGUGACACCUUGCUCUGUGGUUGACAGCCCCGAAACAUAUGCAGAAGCCACGGGCCACACUCGCCCAGUGUACGCCAUCUCUGCUUUUUGGGAUGAGAUGGAAAAACUGACAAUAAAUGACAUUUUGCAGCUUAGGAUGGGUAGAAGCACACCUCACAGGGAAACACAAGAAACAGUGAGACCUAAUGUAGAUACUCAGACACAUAGCAGCUCUCUAGCAGACACUGAGGAGUAUCAUCUGUCUGAUGUAGGUUUAUUGGACAUAUCCGACACAGCUGACUCAGACUAUUGCACACUGUCUGAUGAAUCCAAGCCGGAUCGCUCAAGUUGUGACUUUUCCACCUCAGAUUUUGAAGAAGACUAUUGGCAGUUUAUCAGCGCCAGCAGGAACCCCAGCCCUGAUUCUUAUAGCAAAACCCAACACAGCCAAAGGACCCCUGACUUUCUUUUCUCAGCACAUGACGAAGAUGGAUCAACGAGCUCUGAAGGUAAGGAGACACCAGUUCCUCUAGAGCACUCUGAUCAGGAACUUCAGUCCCCGAGACAGAUGUUGAAAAGCGAAAGUGUUCAAAACAUACAAGCUCUCAAUACAGAGGAGUUAUCUUUGCAGGGUUUAUUCAGUAAUGAUGAUAGCAGUCUGUUUCUAGGCAGCUGUAAGUCUCUGGAGGAAAGCGCAAUUUUGGAUUUAAGUGACAGUUUGGAAACAUUAGUAUCUGCACCUAUUCUAUCCAACACAGACGUACUGGAUGAACACUACCGAAUAACCUUCCCAGAAGUAUUUGAAUACUUUUUCAUGCAGGGUAAAGCAGAGAAUGAAUCCAGCUGUGUCACCGUCUACGAUCCAGAAAACCUCUCAGUGGCUCCUACAUAUGAACACAGUAUUUGUUUAUUCAGGGAUGAAAUGUCAUUCUCUUCCCUCCAUGAUUCCCGGUGCGGUGAGGGGAAACCCAUACCUAUCUUCUCUUGUUCACAUCCUACCGUCAGAGAACUCACAUUCCCAAAACCAGACUAUUUUUUCCUGAGUGCAGACACCUUGGAAGAGGAUGACAUCUCUCCUAUCAGAGUUGUAUCUCACUCACUCAUCCAGACUAGUGAUUGUGGGAUUGUGAGAUCUCAGGAUUGGAAAAGUUUGCUGUCAAUAAGGAAAAUAAGCUUCCAUGGCAAAGGCAGCAUCUGGUGCAGAGGGUCUGGUACUUGGGUGUUCCCUGCUGCGGCUGAGAAGAGAGCAGAUCCUCAAAUCCCUGUGCUCGAUGUGGGAAGAGUCUCCUCAGCACCAUCCAAGCUGUUCGGAGAGCUGGCGGUGCAGCAGAGCAUACUGGAUGCAGCAAAACAAGAAAGCACCUUCUCCACACUUAAGCAGUCCGAUAUGUGUCUGGUCUGCAUCGCCUUUGCCUCCUGGGUACUAACAUCUUCUGAUCCAAAGGCUGCUGAUGCCUGGAAAGCAGCUCUUCUAGCAAAUGUGAGUGCACUGUCGGCUAUCCGGUACCUGCGGCAGUAUGUGAAGAAGAGUUCUCUUCACGAUGAUCCCUGA